AUGAGCAACCAACCAUGGCUCGACAGUCUGUCCGAUGACUGGCCAUCUCCAGCGCCCAUCAGUCCGAUCCCAACUCAACCAUCUCUCACUGAGUCGCCUAAGACUAGCCAGCAGGGAACUCCUAGUCGCAUUCCGGUCCCUGCGCGACGAUCCUUAGGGCAACAAUCACCAGGGAGCAACAAAAAGGUUACCCGCCCAUGCCAUUUUCAUAGAAGAGAACCCCCGACACCAAAGACCCCCCGAACACCCAGAACCCGGAAACCACGAUCACCAGCUCCGGGCAAAACGACUACGCCUGCCCCCAAGGCCAACCCAAAAGUCGAUUGUUGGGCGAGUCCGAAGGCCAGCCCCAAGCCCACACCGGGUGUCACCCGCAGGCACUCCGCCAUGGAUAUGCGCUCCCCUCUACGAUCGGUGUCAAACGUCUCCAACGCCUCCAUCCAGUCGGAGCUGGACGGUACGGUUCAGAUCAAAUCAAAGAAAGACAACGAAACGAAAGAAGGCACACCAGAAUGGCGCAGGCGACUCGUGCGCGGGGAAAUUGCUGCUGGCGAGCAACGGGAUCUGUUUGCGCCGAUCGGACUCGAAAGUGUGUUUAAGCCACCCACACCCGGUGCCGCGACGCAACUAGGGUCCACCCCAUUUACGAAGCAGGACGAUAAUCUAUGGGACUUCACCGACACACCGUCGCGGCAGGAUAAAGACGAGCACCAUAGUUGCGACGACGAACCCAAACACGCCGCCAGUGAGGAUGAACACGACCGAGAGAAUGGCGACCAAUCACCACAAGAGACCAUCAAUCGCGCUCCUUGGGAGAAGAAUGGGCAUCUGGACGUGCAUUGGGCCCAGGAAGGGUCCUCACAAGCGGGGGAAACACAGCUACGGACGGCGAGUGGGCUGGAGGACCUGCGCAAUGAGGGAAUCACACCCAUCGUGUUUUCCCGGAACAACACCCUUGAUGGCAAGGCAACCUCAGAGGUUAUUAAGUCCGCGCUGAAACAGGUCACCAACAAGCUGGAAAGUCUGUCUAUCGAUAACGAAAGUCGCCCGGGCUCUCCAGCCAGCGAUAGCUUCCUUUUCUACAACCGCAGCGAACCUCGCCCUGACGCGUCUCCCCGAGAUGACAGUCUCCUGGACGUGACAAGCCACUCUCUGCCCCAGGAUCUGUCCAUGGGGACAGUGGAAUUCAGCAGCCGCAGAGGCCAUCGCUCCUUCCCUCGCCGGUUUUCCCCUUCGCCCUUUCCUUCGCACCACCUCUCACCCACUCUCCUCGCCAACUCCAAAAUCCGAAGUUCCCCCUUAUUUAAUCCUCCUCACAACACUGGGUCGCCUGGUCUACCGCGUCCCUCUUCGUCUCACGUCCGUCCUUCCACGGCAGGGGCGGAGAACGAGUCCAAGAUGCCAUCAUCAGGGAGUCCAUUGAAGUUGUUCGGUGACCACGAUACGUUUACCAAUAAUAGGCUUCUCCGGCGUAUGAGUCAGUUCGAAGAUAAUUUCAGCGAUACGUCAGAAGGAGAAGAGCCCCCUUCGCCCUCCGAGGAAGCGCGGAGAAAGGGUGAAAGCCGCAGCUUUUUGAAUACAAGAAAUGAAUCAUUGCAAGAUAUGUCUCCUAGGCGAAACGAGCGUCUCGGGUCUCGUAAUGCUGUACAGCGAAUCAGCCAGUUUGGAGGUGGCGAGCUGGACAAAUUCGAUUUCUCGGACACCAGCCCCUACGAGCACAAACUAGUAUAUGAUGCUGCCGCAGGGUUUGGGUCGCGUCCAUCUUCGCGCAAGCGAUCAUCAACACGGCAAAAGUAUCUUCGCGGUGCCUCACAAGGGUUUUCUCAUUAUAGCAGGUCAGCGAGCUCGGGAUUCACUCGGAAGCCAUCUGCCUGGAUGCGCCAAGAUUUCUUUGACGAUUUGCGGCAAGGAACUCGCCCGAACAACAAGGAGAACAUGGCGCCUGAUGUCAAGCGAGUACCUCGAGCCCCAGGGAUGGACCCCACCCCUAAACGGCGCCGAACAAUCAUGAGGAACAACAGUGCCGAGCCAUAUCACAAUGCCAAUGGCGGUUCCCCUCAGAAAUAUGGCGACAGCAUGUCGCUUCUGCAACGAAGCCUUAUGCAGCACGGUGUACAACUCGAAAAUAGUGACUAUCUUGCGCCGCCGGGCUUUUCUCAAUCCAUGCAGCGACCUCGAACACCCACGCCAAGCCAAAUACGAACCGAUGGGGAGAGCCACAUUGCGUCUCACAGGGAUUUUUCCGAAACUAAUUUCGAUAAUAAUGAUUAUUCCGAUUCAUUUUCGCUUGAUGGUGACGUUCCAUUAGUGAAGAUUACUGGCGCCAGCGAUACUUCCCGAAAAGGAUCCAUUACCACCCAGGAUUACCUGAACGAGGCCACCAAGAUAAUGGAUCUGAUUAGAUCAAAAGGACGGGGUGCGGCUGCAUUGACAAGCGUGCAUGAGUCUGAUGUGGAAAGCGAAGACGACUUCAGCUACGACGACGAAUCCACCCGGGAAGCCUUUUCUCGCCCCCCGAGUCGCGACGGAACAGAUCUUCGCAAGGUGAGGGAGGUGAAGGAGUUGAACCCAUUGAUUCUCAGUCAUCUGAAGAAAUAUCAAGAGCAAGAUGAUCCCAAUGAUCGCGAGAUGUCUUUGCAUGCUUCUCAUCGCCAGGAUGAGGGCCAAACUGAGCUUGGCGAACCAAACUCACAGAACAUCCGAAUUCACGGACCGAGAAAACGAAAGACCAGUGGCAUGGCCGAUGACAUGGCUGAGAACAUCGCCCAGGAUUUGAUGACCAUCAACACACAAAUGUCUGGCUUCAGCGUUACCUCGGCCCCCACAGGCUCUUCGCAAAACUCUCAAGUGAAGGGCAUGCUGGCUUCGGACCUCGUGGCACAUCUCAUUCCUAACGAGGUCAAUGGGUUCAAGUAUGACCGCUCAAAGAAUCAAUGGGUGAAAGACGAGGUGGAAGAACCAAAGGCACCAGUCUUCCAGCCUACCGAGGAAACAGAUGACCCAUUCAGAGAUAUCCCCGAUCUAAGUGUGGAUGAGCUCCAGGAGAUGAUGAGAGUUCACGAUCUCAGUUCUCCUACAAAAGGGGAUACCUUAACGGACCGAGAGAGAAGCAAGGCCGGUAGUCCUUUGGCUACAAAUGCAUCCCCUAAGAAGUCUGAUGUCCGACCGCACACGAGGGAUGGAGGUCCAUCUCUUGGCGCAAGCUCCGUCCAAUCUAGAUUCACUCGCUUCACGUCCAGUGUCCCUAACACAGGGACACGAGUUACAUCAUGGGGAACCGACGAGACUGCAAAGAGGAAACUGUCUGAAAGAGGAAACUCCGAAGCCCAGCAGCCGGAGCCAUUGUCUUCCACAAAUUUCCGAUCUGAAGGAAAGCAAUCUCGUGUCUCAACUGUCAGUCUCACAUCGCCGGUUCUUUCACGCCCAUCUUCUCGGGAGGAGCUUCAUACUGCGCAGUCCGACCCGAACGCAAAUCACACCUACCACGGAAUUGUGCCAGAUGAAAAUACAACUCAAGCAGACUAUGAAACUCAUUCCAUACGAACAUCCGUUCCUCCCACAGGACGUCAAACUUCAGUAGGGGGACAGCCAUUUAUUGGCCGUCCCAUCUCAAGAAUCGAAGAAAGGAACGAGGAGACUGUCGAUGAGAAAAGCCUCAUCCGUCGGAAUGAAUCACUUCGUGUUGAAGAGACGCCCGCGAAAACGUCAGCAGCACGUUCACUGAUGCCUCCCCAGAGCGCCGGGCUUGACACGACUUACAGCUUCCAUCUUAGUCCACUUGCAGACUUUACCGUCAAUCAAGGCGAUCGGCCCUUGAAUCUUGAAAUGAGCUAUGUGGCUCAACGCACAAAUCCUUCCUCGCUGCGCCAAGUACAUGGAACAUUCGCAUUGGCAACCGAAGCUUUGAUCAAGCAUAUAACCGAUGUCGAGCCAUAUGAGCCUUACUGGGAACAUGUGCGUCGUCUCGUGUUGCGCCAGAAGGGGCUGAUUACAUUGCACAAGCUGAAUGAAUUUUGUCCUCGCCUCGAGGAGUUGGAUGUUUCGGAUAACGAUAUUGGUCAAUUGAGUGGCAUUCCUCCAACCCUAAGAACCCUGAAGAUUUCCAGGAACUGCCUGUCUAACCUCACUCCCUGGGGUCACAUGGUCAAUUUGCAAUAUCUGGACGUUUCAGGAAACGACAUUGAGACAUUGGAUGGGUUCUCGAGCUUGAUCCAUCUCCGGGAGCUAAAGGCGAAUGACAAUCAGAUCCGCGACAUCAACGGGAUUUCCGAUCUGAAUGGCUUGUUAAGUCUGAAAUUGAGCAACAACUCAAUCACUGCGGUGGAUUUCGAAGGAUCUGAGUUGACCCGUCUUCGAGAUCUGGACUUAAGCCACAACUGUUUGACAUCAGUUCGGAAUAUCGAUUGGCUUCCGUCACUUGUCACCCUUGAUAUCAGUGCGAACCAGGUUAGGCAGUUUGACUCCCCUGUUUCCCUUAUCAGCUUACGCGCUCUGAAGCUCUCCGAAAACCAUUUGGAUACUUUGGAUGCACGUGCUUUCCCUUCUGUGAGCCUUCUCUACCUUGAUCAAAACCACCUUUCUACGAUUACUGGCCUCGAAAGUUGUCAUAAUCUUGAGGUACUGUCUUUGCGAGAACAAACACCGAUCACAGAGAACGACCUCGACUUCAGGCUGGAUAUUGAUUUGGGACUAGUCAAGGACAUUCGCAAAUUAUUCUUAUCAUCGAAUCAACUUUCGCCCCGGAGUGUCUGCCCCUCUGCUCCACUCCUACGACUUCAACUACUCGAUCUAGCCGCGUGCUCACUGAAGAGUCUCCCCAAUGACUUUGCUUUGAGCUUCCCGAAUCUCAAGGUCUUGAACCUCAAUUUCAACUCGGUUAAUGAGGUUGAACCACUGGUUGGAAUGAAUUGUCUUGCUAGACUGAUGAUCGUUGGCAACCGCCUAUCAAGAAUGAGGAGGGUUUGUCAAAUCCUGAGUCGGCUAGGUCGAACUGGAAAGGGGACUGCAUGUUCCCUGCGCAAACUUGAUCUCCGUGGGAACCCGUUGACCAUUGGAUUCUAUCCUCCCGCAGUGACUGGGAGUGGCAAUCCCGAUCGCAAGAAGCUGAAGGCUCAAGAAAAAGCCGUUGUCCGUCAUCAAGGAAAUCACCGCGAUCUUUCUGAUGCGCUAGCUGAGCUUGGUACCGAUGAUCAAUUCUCUCACCAGGCUACCAGGGGAGAUGAGCCCAAGACAGAAAAGGAGGUUGAAGUCAACGACCCAUUCACAGUCCCGCUUGCCGACCCGCAAGCCGACGUGAAAUACUUGAGACACCUCGACCAAGCCACACGUCUACGCCGAAGAGUUCUGGAGCUCUUGCUCUAUGCCGGCACAAGUGGCUCCCUCCACACCCUCGACGGCCUAGACCUGCGGCCAGCAUUGGGCGAGGGGUCCUCCGAUAUGAAUAAAGCGUGGGACAGAUUGGAGAAUCUGGGUGUACUGCGCAGGAAGGCGAUUAAAAAUUAG
This is a messenger RNA of Penicillium paradoxum, 5502 nucleotides long. RefSeq lists its product as uncharacterized. NCBI's taxonomy places the organism in Eukaryota, Fungi, Ascomycota, Eurotiomycetes, Eurotiales, Aspergillaceae. The record is from RefSeq and is a predicted model, not a curated record. Bases 1 to 5502 code for a protein of 1833 amino acids. Gene Ontology annotation, molecular function: protein binding. The transcript has a single exon.